AUGGUUCAUCGUUAUCCAUUUUCUCAGCUUCCCUCCUCUGUCAAUUUCGACGACCUACUAUUGGAGACUAUCACAGCUCGCCUCCUACGUUUAUGGGGUCACGGGAAUUCAACCGAAACUGGGAUUGUCACGCUUUUGCUUGAUCAGAAGGACUCCAUCGUAGAAGCAUACCUUCCAAGGACAAUAGCUUCAGACUUGGCACCCAAGGGAGGGUCGUUUGAUGUGGUCGACCAAAGCAUCCCCUUUAAAGUGGCGAAGAAUGGUGGUGGAGUUUUUUGCAUGAAAUACGCAGAUAACAGUAUUUUCCAUGUGUCGAGGUGGUCGUCGAAAGUUUUACGAAGUCAUAGAUACAAAAAGGAGUCUGAAUUUUGCGAGAUGUGGACAAGCGCUGCUGUAUUCAUCCUGUUUUACAACGCCAUAACCUUGCAGCAGACAGGAAUCUUUAAAAAUACAACUAUGUAA
Microthlaspi erraticum is the source of this 462-nucleotide messenger RNA. Lineage: Eukaryota; Viridiplantae; Streptophyta; Magnoliopsida; Brassicales; Brassicaceae. The record is from the annotation of a GenBank genome assembly.